AUGUCGACCGCUUCUUCAGCACCACCACCACCAACAAUUGUAAUCAACACUCCCGGCGCGCCAACCUCGACAAUCUCCGCCCCUCGCACAGAACCUCCCAAAGAACAAUCACGUCAGCGACCGCAGAAACCCGCCCUCGUCAAGCAAUGUUACCUGUGUGACGAGCAGAACCCCGGCGACUUCUCGCCCACGACCAAAUUCCUCGAGACCUGCCUGCUCUGCUCGCGCCACUUCUGCCCGAUCCACAAGUCCGUGAACUGGGAUCAAGUCUGCAACAUCAACCACGCCGACUACUACCGAGAAUGCCUCGAGAAGGCGCGACAAGAGUUGGUUUCGCAAGGCAAAGGAAACGACUCCAAUCGACGCAGCCUGGCGGAGAUGUUGAUCAACGAGGGCGUCUACCCCAGCUUAGGGGAGCGGGAGAAGGCCAUCUUCAUGACCAGCCCGGUCAGCGCAUCCAAGAUGCAAGAACUGGCCGAAUACCGUAGCCUCGACGCCGCGAUGCAAGGGACGAGCACCAAGCCCAAGAACCAACUGAUAGAAGAGAAGGACUUUGUCGGCGCGGACAUCGCCGUCUGA
This is a messenger RNA of Cladophialophora yegresii CBS 114405, 579 nucleotides long. RefSeq lists its product as uncharacterized. The record is from RefSeq and is a predicted model, not a curated record. NCBI's taxonomy places the organism in Eukaryota, Fungi, Ascomycota, Eurotiomycetes, Chaetothyriales, Herpotrichiellaceae. The transcript is spliced from 2 exons. The coding region runs from base 1 to 579 and encodes 192 amino acids.